Molecule: messenger RNA, 1023 nt
Organism: Microthlaspi erraticum
Lineage: Eukaryota; Viridiplantae; Streptophyta; Magnoliopsida; Brassicales; Brassicaceae
Source: the annotation of a GenBank genome assembly
AUGUUGAACAUUCCGCCGAGAUUCCUUCCCGUUUACUCAACUCUCUUCCACAUUCUUGCUUCUUUCCUCUGCUCCUCCGACGUCAGAGGCGACUUUCCGGCGACUAGAUUCGAUCUCGGAACGUUGACUCUCUCAAGCCUCAAGCUUCUCGGCGACGCACACCUCAACAACAACACCAUAAAGCUCACUCGCGAACUCUCUGUUCCCACUUCAACCGCCGGAAAAGCUUUGUACGGAAAACCGGUUAAAUUCCGACACCCGGAAACUCAAUCUCCGGCUAGUUUCUCGACUUACUUCUCUUUCUCAGUAACCAAUCUCAAUCCAACCUCAAUCGGAGGUGGAUUCGCUUUCGUAAUCGCCCCCGAUGGAGAAUACAUCGGAUCCGCCGGCGGAUUUCUCGGUCUCACCGGAGAAUCCGGAUCCGGGUCGGGUUUUGUGGCGGUUGAAUUCGACACGCUGAUGGAUGUGCAAUUCAAGGAUGUAAACGGUAACCACGUGGGAUUGGAUCUAAACGCGGUCGUUUCAGCCGCAGUGUCCGAUCUAGGAAACGUCGAUAUCGAUCUCAAGAGCGGAAACGCUGUGAACUCGUGGAUUACUUAUGACGGGUCGGGUCGGAUUUUAACCGUUUACGUAUCCUACUCAAACGUGAAACCCAAAUCGCCGGUUUUGUCGGUUCCUCUCGAUCUCGAUCGCUACGUUAGCGAUUCCAUGUUCGUCGGAUUCUCUGGUUCAACGCAAGGAAGCACAGAGAUUCAUAGCAUCGAUUGGUGGAGUUUCGCUUAUGUGUGGAAGGUGUUGGUUUACCAUCUUAGGGUGUUCGGUUUUGUGGCCCUCUUCGCUCAUCUUUUCUAUCCAGUUGUUAAGCAGCCGGUUAUGUGCAUUGUCUUAUCCACUAUGAUCGGAUUUGGACUCGUAAUGUCCGGCACAACGGCUAUUAGCGAGUACAUGAAAUGGAGGAGAACUCAUACUCAGGCGGCACCGAGCACUCAGGUGGGUCCACCACCGUCUCAGACAGCAGAGUAG